Centropristis striata (black sea bass) is the source of this 3964-nucleotide messenger RNA. RefSeq names its product protocadherin Fat 4-like. The record is from RefSeq and is a predicted model, not a curated record. Lineage: Eukaryota; Metazoa; Chordata; Actinopteri; Perciformes; Serranidae. The transcript has 10 exons. Gene Ontology annotation, molecular function: calcium ion binding. Gene Ontology annotation, biological process: homophilic cell-cell adhesion. Bases 287 to 3964 code for a protein of 1225 amino acids. Gene Ontology annotation, cellular component: plasma membrane.
UUCCCUCUGCUGCAUUUUGGAGCCCAAAGGAGCUUUUUUUUCCACUGCAGGAUUUGCAUAGAGUGAUGUCAAAGGGGUGUGUCAGUCAGGAUUACAAGCUGAGAAGAUUGAGUAAUCACUAUGGAUACAGCUUUUAUAGUUUUCCAUUUGUUGGUCUUGUGCGGUGGUAGUGCUAUGCAGUUUCCAGGACCUCACUUUUUAGUGCCAUGCCUGUUUUGUUUUCCUUAGGAUCUCAUUUUCUCACUUGAUUUUGCAAGCAAGAGGCACUUUGGAAGUAAACUUUAUAAUGGACACUGGACACUGGAGAAAAUAUACAACUUUAUUGUUUUGUUUUCUGGUGUUUAAUACUACAUCAUCUCAUGAACCUUCAUCUGAAUCUGGAAAUUCAGUGAAUGUGACUAGUGAGAGACAGUUCGUAGAUAUGGUCUCAGGGCAGCGUUCGCUCUCCUCCUGGAAUUAUACAUCUUUUGAUGCUGCGCCCGAGCAUGGCACAGUCAGUUUACACUCCCGUAACAGAUGGCGAACACAGAUGGCUUUCUCCAAAACUGUUUAUUCAUUUGAAGUGAAAGAAGACACACUACCAGGAACAGUUGUGGGAAAAGUGGAAACAGUGUUUGAGGCUCUCACGCCUAUCACAUACUCAGUGCAGGAGGAUGACGGAGAGAACCUGUUUCUCCUCAGCCCCUUCUCAGGGGAGUUCCUAUUAUCCCGCAGACUGGAUUUCGAAGCACAAAGAUUCUACAUUCUCACUGUGGUGGUGCAGCAGGGGGACUCACAGGUAUCCAGUGUCAGGGUGUACUUCAAUGUGUUGGAUGUGAAUGACAACCCCCCUGUUUUCAGUCAGGAGAGCUUUUCUGCGUCAUUGCUGGAAGACUUAUGGGUCGGCACCUGCUUCCUGUCCUUGAAUGUGUCAGAUAAAGAUGAGGGUGAUAAUGGAGACUUUAAACUGAGAGUGGUGGCUGGAGAUGAAGAGGAUGUGUUCUUCAUAAACACAGCUGGUAGUUUAUGUCUUAACAAAGAGUUGGACAGAGAGAAAAAACCCUUCUACAAUCUGACUGUGACUGCCAAUGACCAGCCUGCAUCUUUACAGUUCACCAGCACCGCACAUGUUAUUGUGGUGGUUGAUGAUGUCAAUGACAAUGCUCCAUUGUUUGUGUCAGCCCAGACAGUCAGUAUACCAGAGGACACCGCACUGCAUUCUGUUAUAAUGACUGUACAUGCUGAGGAUGAAGACGUUGGCUCGAACGGGGAUGUUUUAUAUUAUUUCAACACUUCUGGUGGCAUGUUUAGCAUGGAUAACAGAAGUGGAGAAAUAUACCUGGAGGACGCAUUGGACAGAGAAGAGGUAGACACCCUGACUAUUACUGUUACAGCCAGUGAUAAAGGCUCUCCCAGGAUGGAAACCAUUAUGAAUAUCACGCUGCAUGUUCAAGAUGUAAAUGACCACGACCCCGUGUUCUCUCAAAGCACCUACAGCUUCACAAUCAGAGAGGAUAUCCCCAGAGGAACAAGCCUGUUUCAGGUUCAGGCUCUUGAUCGAGACAUCGGGACAAAUGGACAAGUACGGUACAUAUUGAAUGAAACGGGUCCGUUUGUGGUGGAUGCAGUUCGAGGAGUCAUCACAGUCAUGGACAAACUGGACAGGGAGAGGGAUUCAAACCACACUAUAACCAUAAUGGCUGUAGAUCAGGGGAACAUGCAGAGAUCUGCUACUGCUUCUGUCUGUAUCACAGUGUUGGAUGUCAAUGACUUUGCACCCCUCUUUACUCCACAAACACUGGCCAUACAUGUAAUGGAGAAUGAGGACGACCCCUCUCAGCUAACAUAUCAGGUCUCAGCUUUGGAUGAAGAUGUAGGUGUCAACAGCCAGCUUACCUAUUUUAUACAAGCAAAUAGUGAUGGUUUGUUCUCCAUAACUCCCAGUGGCACAUUCCAAAUUUUACACAUCCUGGACAGAGAGAGGGAAUCAUUUUACUACGUUACCAUCAUUGCUGUUGAUUCAGGAUUGCCCCCUCUAACAGGAACCCUAACCAUACACGUCAUAGUGGAUGAUGUCAACGAUAACGGCCCAGAGUUUACUGAGGAAGUCUACAACACCAUAGUGUCGGAGGACAGUCCUACGGGCACUGUGUUUGCCAUGAUAACUGCAUCAGACAUGGAUGAAGGCGUCAAUGGGGAAAUAAGGUAUUCCAUUGAGAACCUUGAUGUGCCUUUUGCCAUUGAGGAAACAUCUGGAGAGUUGUUUACAACUGAUGUCCUGGACAGGGAGACAGUAGCCAUUUACAGGUUGAUGGUGAUUGGCAGUGAUGAGCACCCUACGCGUCCUCUUUCAAGCUCAGUGGUUGUUACUGUUCUCAUUGGAGAUAUUAACGACCACUGGCCUGAGUUUAUGAACAGCCCAUAUGUGGCAUAUGUUCCCACUGAGAUGGUGCCAGGCUCAAUUGUUUGUGCAGUGAGAGCGACAGAUGGAGACACUGAGAUGAACGCAGAGCUACAUUAUUCUUUGUAUGGACAAAGUUCAGAUCUGUUUUCCAUCCAUCCAUCCAUUGGCACUGUAUAUUCUUCAAGUGCUCUUUGGGGAAUGGAAGAUAUGGUUGUCAAUGUACAUGUGGAAGAUGCUGGAGAGAAUCCUAAAUUUGACACCACUACCAUCAGCAUCAGGUUUCAGAACAUCUCCGACUUUCCAGAGAUGUUUGUGUAUGUUCUGAGUGAUUCACUCUCUGAGGACGAGCCAGUUGGAACAUAUCUGGGAGUUGUGGUUGCAGCUAGCAUGAGAGCUGAACCUGUUUCUUUCUAUCUAGCUUCUGGAAACUUUGAAGGCAUGUUUCAUGUGGAGCAACUGAGUGGAGUGUUGACAGUGGAGAACCCUCUGGAUUAUGAGAACAAAAAGGAGUUUACUUUGUUGAUAGAAGCCAGGGACUCUGGCUCCCCUCCUUUCUCAUCAUUUGCAGAAAUUCACAUAAACAUCACUGAUGUAAAUGAUAACUUCCCUCACUUCACCCAAGCUGAGUACAGGUGUGAGGUUUUUGAGAACUCCCCGCCAUCUUGGGUUUGUGAUGUUCUUGCCAUUGAUGCAGAUUCAGGCGGCUACGGCAUAGUGCAGUACAAUAUAACAGGGGGAAACACUGAUGGUUUUUUCACCAUUGACCCUGAAAAUGGUUUGUUGAGCACCACUGCAAGUUUAGACAGAGAAACUACUGCUGAAUUCAAUCUUACAGUCGAAGCUGCAGAGCUAAACAGCCCUCUUCAUAAAGACACAGCAACCAUUAUUGUUGCUGUUUUAGACAGAAACGACAACGCACCUCGUUUUUCACAGAUUGUUGUCACAGAGGUACCUGAGGAUUCCCCAAUUGGACACACCAUUAUACAAAUCACCUCAAACGAUGAUGAUACGGGUGCCAAUGCAGUGAUUAACUACUCCAUAAUUGACCAAAGUGAUGAUUUGCCAUUUAAUAUUGACUUCACCUCUGGUUACAUCACAGUUGAAAGACCACUGGACAGGGAGAUGCAGGAUCGUUUUAUUUUUAAAGUAAAUGCAAAUGAUUCAGCAUGGGGCAUUAGCACUGAUGUCACUAUAAUCAUUGCAGAUGUCAAUGAUAAUGCCCCAGUAUUUUCUGAUCAUUUCUACAGCCUUGCUCUUGCUGAAACCAAAGACGAAGAAGUGUUUGUUAUUCAGGUUGUUGCUACAGAUGCAGACAUGGGGCAAAACAGUGAGAUCUUGUAUGUUAUUGAACCUCCAGAUGAGCAGUUUUGGCCUUUGAUUGCUAUCCCGUACCACAUGGCUGUUGGUACUCAGGUGGUCCACUUCACAGCAAUAGAUCAGGAUGUCAGUAACAGCAGCCUUGGCAUUGAAUAUGCUCUGAAUGGAGGCAAUGCAUCUGAUUUCUUCUGGAUCCAAGCAGACAAUGGAAAAGUUACAUUAAAUCAAAGUUUGGUGGAGAGUGAGAAGCAUCUGGGAUGCUAA